AUGCACAACAACGAACUUGAUCAUGAUGGCUCCGACGUUCACAACACAUCUGGACACAAUCUCGGAGGCCAACAACAAGAAAAAGAGCCACUCACAGUAAUACCCCUAAAUAUUCGUCAAGUAAUCUGCAGCAAAGCCGUUUCACUCACAAAAUUUUCGUUAAAUAUCUCGGACGCUCCAAAACAAAAGAUUAUUGACCAAAUUACUGUUGUCGGACAGGUUAUCAAAUCCACCAAGAAAGCUCCAAAUCGUCUUGAUUUGUUUAUUGAUGAUGGUACUGGCAGGAUUUGUGUACGAUUUUAUUUUGAUUUUAAAAAGUUUGAAGUUGAGCCAAACAUGUUUGUUCGAGUUUUCGGAAGUAUUGGAUGUGAUGAUAAAACAACAGCUAGGUAUAUUUUGGGAGCUAACAUGUCCUAUAUUAGUGAUUUCAACGAAUUUACUACACACAUGCUAGAUAGCAUUGUAGCCCACCUCCAUUAUCAGUAUGGGCCUUUACCAAAAGGAACCAGAGAAGUUCAAAAUCAAAUGCAUGCCGCCCAUCCAUCAGAAGACAUGAUAAGCAUUGUUUAUGGAUACAUUGCCCAGAAUGGAGAGGUAUCUUUUGAUGAUCUGGUGCAAGCUUUUGGAGAGAGUAACGUAAUUCCAGCCCUUGAAAAGUUAUUCGAAGGUGUGCAUGUGGAAUAUGUUCCUGGUGCAAAUGAUAGAUAUAGACCAGUUCAACAACCCUAUGGGCAAUAG
Messenger RNA from Naegleria lovaniensis, 738 nucleotides. RefSeq lists its product as uncharacterized. Bases 1 to 738 code for a protein of 245 amino acids. The record is from RefSeq and is a predicted model, not a curated record. NCBI's taxonomy places the organism in Eukaryota, Heterolobosea, Eutetramitea, Acrasida, Naegleriidae. The transcript has a single exon.